AAUAACUACAUUUAGUAGCAUAUCGUAUAGUAGUUAGUAACUGUUUCGUGAGUGCGAUUAAUUCCAUACAUGCCAUCGUUAUUCGAAUCCGAUACAAUAAUGCCAACGAGGUUGGAUGCCAGACGAAACUGUUGGAAAAACAGGUCGAGCUUAGAGAAAAUUCUCAUUCUGGCCAUUGUCUUGGCAAUAAUAGUAGUCAUAAUCUUAGGAGUUUUAUUAAGUAACAAAUCUGAUUUAAGAAGAACGGAAAGUUCAUGCAAUACAACAGCAUGCUUAAUCGAGGCCGGCAAUAUUAUGCAAUAUGUGGACUCGGAAACAGACCCGUGCGAUGACUUCUAUCAAUUUGCUUGCGGGAAUUUUAUGAAACGCGCUCAUGGCGAUGACAGCUUCAGAUUUAUGGAUAGAAUGGCGUCGAAACAUAAAAGGCAGGUAUUGGAAGUGUACAGUGAACCGAUCGUAGCUAACGAACCCGCGAUGGUGAAGACGGCUAAGAAGUUGUUCCAAUCCUGUAUGGAUGAAAACAACCUCGAAAGUGAAAACUUGAAAAGCAUAAAGCGUGCCAUUGCUUCCGUUGGAGGAUGGCCAGUAUUGGAUGGUGAUCGAUGGAACGAAACUAAAUUUGAUUGGUUGCAAGCUACUUACCGACUAAGGAAAUUAGGAUACCACCAUUCCGCAUUCUUGGAUUUAACUGUGGAACCGAACCGGGACACGCAUGUGCUCAAGGUGGAACUACCCGACGUAUUCGAUUACAGCUCGCACAACUUCGACAAACUGGAUUUUAUGGUGGAAACAGCUUUAGCAUUUGGUGCCACUAACAGGGAUAAGAUUACCGCCGAAAUGCAGCUCGUGCAUAAUUUUCUCAUUGAUCUUCAACUGCAAACGCACAAUAACUACGGAUCUGGCAAUUCAACCCAAUACACUGUCGCCAAAUACCAACAAAAAUAUGGUGUCGUCGACUGGUUGCAAUUUCUAAAUAACUUAACAAAUCCCGUCUUAACCGUUCGCAAAAACGACACGGUCAUCUUCCCACCGGCACCCACAAUGAAAAAUUGGAUCGGCCUAAUUACAAACACACCCAAAAGAACACAAGCGAAUUUCUUAAUCUGGACCGUAAUAGAAAAGAUUCUCCCCUACCUCCCUGACAAGUACCAGAACUACAAUGUUAUCUGGAAGAAACCUCAAACUCUUCAAGAAACUUGCCUAGAACGAAUCCACGACAAGUUCCUACCAAAUCCAAUAGAUAUAAUGUGCGAUCGCAGAUACUUACCUCUGCAAAAAAAGCGAAAAGUUGAAGAAUUAGUGUCGAAUAUUCAAGCGGAAUUUCUAAGCUCAUUAGCUGGUAAACCGGAAAAAUUGCAAAACAUGGUCAAAACGAUGCGACUAGCCAUUGGACAACCUGACGAUUACUUCAGCGAUGAGAUCUUCAAAAAAGUUGCAGUUGAUAUGAUAGGAAGUGGGGAUAACAGUUUUAUCAGCUUAAUGGCGCAGGCGAUCAGAAAUCAACGGUCAAUGUUGUAUGCGAAAGUUGGUCAGAAGGGAGGUCUUUAUGAUGAAUGGUACCAGAAAGCUUUGAUAAGUUUCAUUGCAUAUAACCGGGAGAAGAAUGUGCUGUAUUUAUCGAGCGUAUUUACCCAAGACGAGGUCUUCAGUACCAUGCGGCCUGAGUAUAUGAAUUAUGGUAGUUUAGGUACCACAGUAGGACACCAGUUAAGCCUUAUAACGCAAGAGUUUGGACAAAGUGAGAAUAUGAAGUGCGUUAUAAGGGCAAUGAGGGACUAUCGCGUGAAUUUGGAUAUGCCGGAGGUGAACAACAUAGUGCAGUUCAGCGUCGGUAGUACACUAGCGUACAGUGCAUACGAAAAGCACUUUAAGGAGGAUCAAAACAUGCUAAUUGGAUUAAAUUUCACCCCGAAGCAACUGUUUUGGCUUGCAACCACGUCGAUCUUGUGCGAACCAGUUAAUCCAUAUCAUAAGUUUGGCGUAAACGGCACCCUGAUCUCUGCGAAGAUCUCUGGGUUCGUAAGACAUCACCCCAAUUUCGCCAAUGAUUUUAUGUGUAAACCUGGUUCCAAAAUGAGUGCUGCUGUAAAAUGUGAUUUAGUGUAGUUUAUUAUUUUAUUUAUUUUUGUUGUGUCAUCGUCAAUUAUCCAGUAAGGCGCGAAUGUUGAUUUUUAAUUAAAUAUUAACUAAGAAAUCGAAUUGA
Molecule: messenger RNA, 2203 nt
Organism: Photinus pyralis (common eastern firefly)
Lineage: Eukaryota; Metazoa; Arthropoda; Insecta; Coleoptera; Lampyridae
Product: neprilysin-2-like
Exons: 10
Coding region: 70-2106 (678 amino acids)
Biological process (GO): protein processing
Cellular component (GO): plasma membrane
Molecular function (GO): metalloendopeptidase activity
Source: RefSeq, a predicted model, not a curated record